AUGACCGCCAUAAAAUCAUUUCCCACCGAGCUCGCUCACACACUCAAAACACACAAUGGCCCCGUCAACGCCGUGACCUUCUCCAGCUAUCCCGGCACAUACAUCCUCACAGGGUCCUCCGACCGGGCCGUCCACCUGACGCGUGCCCUACCCAGCAACACAACCGCCGGCGCCGAAACCACCUCGCCGAUCCAGAAAUACGAGGCGCACGGCUACUCGGUGCUCGACGUCGCCGUCGCAUCGGACAACGCGCGGUUCGCGAGCGUCGGCGGCGACCGCCAGGUCUUCCUCUGGGACGUGGAGCACGGCGGCACGACGAGACGGUGGAGCGGACACGGCGCCAGGGUCGAGGCGGUGCAGUUUGCAGGCGAGGGUGAUUCGGUGGUUGUUUCUGGAAGCGCCGACACCACCAUCAACCUCUGGGACGCGCGGUCCAACAACCACAAGCCGAUCCAGACCCUCCCAGAGGCGGGCGACACCGUGUCGUCGCUGCACGUGCACAUGCCGACGUACUCGAUCGCCAGCGGCAGCUAUGACGGGCGGGCGCGCGUCUACGACAUCCGCAUGGGCCGCACUUCAGAGGACGUGUUCGGACAGCCGGUGACGAGCGUGCGGUGCUCGGCGGACGGGAACGCGCUGUUGGCGUCGACGCUGGAUAGUCGCGUACGGAUGCUGGAUCGGGCGGAUGGGAAGUUGUUGAAGGCGUUUGGAGAUGGGGUCGGGGAUGCGGAGAAGUCGAGCGCAGUGUAUCGGAACAGCGAGCUGAGGAUUCGGUCGGUGUUUGCGAAGGGCGACGCGGUCGUCCUGAGUGGGAGUGAGGCGGACAAGACGGAUAAGUCGUCCGAGGCGUGUGUGUUUGCGUGGGAUGUGCUGAGCGGCGAGGUUGUUGCGGCGGUUCCGGCUGGGAAGGGAGUCCGGGUGGUGAGUUGUGUGGCGUGGAAUGAGAAGGGAGGAUGCUGGGCCGGGGGGUGUUCGGACGGAUCCGUCAAGGUAUAUCGGUGA
Molecule: messenger RNA, 1002 nt
Organism: Aspergillus steynii IBT 23096
Lineage: Eukaryota; Fungi; Ascomycota; Eurotiomycetes; Eurotiales; Aspergillaceae
Product: WD40 repeat domain-containing protein
Exons: 4
Coding region: 1-1002 (333 amino acids)
Biological process (GO): mRNA splicing, via spliceosome
Cellular component (GO): catalytic step 2 spliceosome
Molecular function (GO): protein binding
Source: RefSeq, a predicted model, not a curated record